AUGGAUCUCACAAACCUCUUGCUCAUGUGCCAAGACCCUACUAAGAGGUCUGAGGCUGAGGCGCAGCUUGCCACUGCGGAACAGAGCAACCCGGCGCAGCUGUUCCCUCUACUGGCCGCUGAGCUCGCCAAUGAGGAGAAGCCCCUUGGGGUCCGACAGUUGGCGGGUUUGGUUUUGAAGAACGCCCUUAGUAAGAAGGACAAGGCCAGGAAGAAGGAGUGCCAAGAGAGGUGGCUUGCACUCGAUGAGAAUGUCAAGGCUGGCAUCCGAGAGCUGUCUGUGAAGACUCUGACAAGCAGUAAAGAGGUUGUUGCGAGGAAGACUAGUGCUCAGGUCAUCUCUGCUAUUGGUGGCAUUGAGUUGCCGAGGGGUCAGUGGAAGGACCUAGUCCCGGGUCUUGCCGAGCAGGCUCAGAAGGGCGAUCCUCUCACCAAACAGGUUGUGCUGACUUGUUUUGGGUACCUCUCGGAGGAGUUAGCCACUCUGGUCGCUGAGGCUGGGGUGGAGUUGCCUGCUGAUACAUCAUCACAGAUCGUCACGGCUGUGGUGCAGGGCAUGAGGGAUGAGUAUGUGCCUGCCAAGUUGGAAGCUACCAAGGCAUUCUACUAUGUGCUGAUACUUGCCGAGAGCAAUUUCAAUGACGAGAACCAGCGGAACUUCAUGAUGGAAGUUGUGUGUGAGAACGCCAAGCAUGCCGAUGACAGCAUCAAAGUGGCAGCAUAUGAAGAUCUGGUCCAGGCUGUAUCAGAAUACUAUGACUUCAUGGCCCCCUAUAUGCCGAUCAUAGGAAACCUCUCGUUUGAGUGCAUUUCGAAGGAGCGUGAUAACCUGGCCAUACCCGCAAUGGAGCUCUGGUCUUCUAUUUGUGACGAGGAGAUCUUCUUGAAGGACAUUGAGGAGGAGGCUAAGAAAGAAGGUCGUGCGCCGCCUCGCCAAUCGCAGAACUUCAUCAGACAAGCUCUGGGCUUCCUCAUACCAUUGCUGACGGAGAAGAUAGCGGCUGCUAAUCAGCAACUUGAUGAAGAAGAUGAUGAUGAUACAUGGAGUGCUGGGAUGGCCGCUGGCACUUGCCUAUCACUAGUGGCACAAGUUGUUGGUGAUGACUGCGUUGAACCUGUACUUGUAUUCGUGAAUAACAACUUUGGAGCUCCUGACUGGCACCAUCGGGAAGCAGCCAUUCUAGCAUAUGGCUCGAUUAUGGACGGACCAUCCACAGCGAAAUUAGGGCCACCGGUCCAAGCGUCGCUACCUCACAUAGUGGCAGCUCUUAACGAUCAGUCUGUGGCCGUCAGGGACACUGCUGCUUGGACGAUCGGCCGGAUUGCACAGUUCCACACGCCGAUAUUUGCCCAGAACCCGCAGAUGCUGGCAGAGCUGAUUCCUGUGCUUUUCAACAAGCUUCAAGAUGAGCCUAGGGUUGCUGUGAAUAUAUGCUGGAUUUUCGACGUGCUUGGAAGCGACCAGGAUAGGGAUGCUAGCACCACCAUCCUCUCGCCCUACUUCAUUCAGAUUGUUCAGAAGCUGUUGGAGACCGCUCAACGUCCCGACGGAGCGAAGCGAGGCCUUCGUAAUGCGGCUUAUGCGGCGGUUAGCUCUAUUGUGAGUGGCAGUGGAAGAGAUGUGCAGAAGCACAUGCCAGAACUGGCUGGUGAGAUGGCAUCACGAUUGGAGCAGAUUUUGAACCCCGCGGUGGUGCAGCAGCUUAACGAUAAGGAGUGUGAGUUACAUGGUCAUAUCUGCGGCAACUUGCAGGUAGUGACGCAAAGAAUGAGGGGUAAUGCCGAUAUGGAGCCAAUGGCCGAUAAGUUGAUGCAGCUCUAUAUGGGAGUUUUCGAGCUCUAUCAGCAUCUCCAGCAAGCAUCACACCCGAAUGUUGUUGUGGUCCAUGAGGAAGCUCUCUUGGCAGUCACUAGUUUGGCGUCCGCACUUGGGGAGAAAUUCAACAAGUACAUGCCGCAGUUCGGUCCUGUCGUGAUAGCAGCAAUAAGCAAUCAUGAGGAGUUCUCGGUAUGUCAAAUGGCGAUAGGUGCUGUUGGUGACUUGGCGAGGGCAUUGGAUAGCACCCUGGCUGGAGGACCGAAUGAGCCACUGCUUGACAAGAUGAUGGAGGCGAUGGUUAUGCUGAUGCAGAAUCAAGAUGUGGAUAAGAGGCUCAAGCCUGACGUUUUCCGAGCUAUAUCGGACGUUGCUCUAGCGGUGAAGGGAGCAUUCGCCAAGUACCUGCCUACUGUGAUGGCAGUAGCGCAACAGGCGACUGCUAUUACGGCGAGCCCUGAUGCCGACGAGGAAUGGAUUGAUUAUGUCAACGACUUGCGGAGCUCAGUUUUGGAGGCAUAUACGGGGAUCAUACAUGGUAUGCGAGAUGGCAACAAGUUGGACCUGUUGAAAGACUACGUCCAAAGCAUUCUCGAGUUCGUUGUAAAGGUGGCUGAUGAUGGCUGCAGUUCUCCAAAUACGCUCAAGUCGGCUCUUGGUGUAGUAGGAGAUUUGGUGAUGGCAUUCCAACAGCAACUUACCUCCUACUUGCGGGACGCCCCUUUCUUGUCUAAGCUGGUCACUUUGGGUAGCUCUCUCGGUGGUCGCGACCCUCAAGUAGCUCAAACUACACAGUGGCUGCAGAGACUUUUCGCUCGCUAUGGCGCGCAGUAGAUGGUCAUUAUGUGAACGUUUGAUCAUGAUUGUUUUGCUGGUUCAGCAGUAGCACUUCAUAGUAGAAGGGGUUUGUAGUCGUAGUUGCCACAACUACUCUGGCCGUUAAAUCUAGAACAGUAUUAUCAUCAGUUAUACCUCCAUGGCUAACUCGUAUAUACAAGUUUCUGCGUAACUGCUUACAAUCAGCCUAAGCGCCAUUAUCAUCAUAUUUACUGCUACUCCUAUCUCAUCAUCACUCACUGGAAUUACCGCAAUGAAAUAAGAACUUACUCUCGUCGCUGUAUCGGAAUAUUCGCGUUUAAUAAUAUACUGCAAUA
Molecule: messenger RNA, 2969 nt
Organism: Perkinsus marinus ATCC 50983
Lineage: Eukaryota; Perkinsozoa; Perkinsida; Perkinsidae
Product: importin/karyopherin, putative
Exons: 27
Coding region: 1-2649 (882 amino acids)
Biological process (GO): protein import into nucleus
Cellular component (GO): cytoplasm; nucleus
Molecular function (GO): nuclear import signal receptor activity; small GTPase binding
Source: RefSeq, a predicted model, not a curated record